CUCUUGCCUCUCUGCAUCUCUCCAUCUUUUUCAUCUCUCUAAAAAAAGACUGGGCGUGGCAGGAAGCGGGAGAGCCAAAGGACAGAAAGGAACACAGAAGAGGGAGAAGUCAGGCAGCUCCUAAAGGCUUUUCCUGAACAUUUCCAGAGCAUCCUUCUGAUUACGAUAGCAGCAUGGCUGAGGGCUCUGUGUCGAUCGCAGAGGUGGAGAGCUCCUUCCAGAAGUUUGCCAUCCACGGAGAUACCAAAGCCAGAGGGAAGGAACUAAACGGCAAGAACUUUGCAAAGCUCUGCAAAGAUUGUCACAUCACUGACGGCAAGAAUGUCACCACCACGGAUGUUGACAUUGUUUUCAGUAAAGUCAAGGCAAAGUCAGCUCGUGUGAUCACAUUUGAGCAGUUCAACCAGGCCAUAACAGAGUUGGCCCCUAAGCGCUUCAAAGGCAAGAGCAAAGAGGAAGCCCUUCAGCAGAUCUAUGGUCUCAUUGCUGGAAAGGAACCUUCCAAUGUUGGAGUGACGAAAGCGGCAAAGGCUGCAGCAGUGGACAGACUCACUGACACCACCAAGUACACAGGUUCACACAAGGAGCGCUUUGACGAUUCAGGCAAAGGCAAAGGAAAGGCUGGGCGGGAGGAAAUCCCCGACACCAGUGGAUAUGUGUCCGCUUACAAGGGCAGCGGAAGCUACGAGGAUAAAGUCAAAAAUGCAUGAUCACGCUAAAAGACCAAAGAUAAAAUAGUUGCUGUGUAGUGUAACUCUGCUUUGUGCUUCGUAUUAACACUGUGCCUUACUAUGAUUAUACCAGUGAGUAUACAUGCGCCUGCCUUCCCUUGAUACCACGUUAACUGAGCUAGAUUAAAAUAAAUGCCACCUGUUUACUUGCUAAGCUAAAGAGCAGUGAUUGUUCUAACAACGCCUUACUAAUCUCAUCAUGGAACUAAUUCAUAGUAAAAAUGAAUCAAUUCUUUACAUCUUUUUUCAUUCUUGAUAAUGUAAAAUAACAAAUGAAGAAGUAAGAAUGAAGGGUUACUGAUGAAAGUAGGAAGUUAAAGCAGCAACUUUCAUGGAAGCUGGAGGGUUUACAGAACCAUGUCAUUUCAGACACAUAAAAUAAAAGAAAUACUAUUUUAGUUUUUUGAGUCUGACAUAUUUAUUAUCCCUAUAAACAGAUCCCAAAAGUACAUUUUUGACGAUUUUCCAAUUUUUUGUGUCAUAUUUGAUAUACUGGAUAGUUAUGACAGUUCAUUGAUGACACUGAUGGCAUAUGAAUCAAAUAUGAUACAUUUAACUUUAUGAGGUUAAAGGAAAAAUAUUGAUAAAGAAAAAGUAAAGUCAUGAUCAAAAUUUUGGGGAAAAUAAAGAACUGAAGAUGUGUAAUUUGGUGAGCUGUGCAGACUUGCAGGGUCAUGCAACCUCAUAGGCCCAGUUCAUAGUUGUCUUUAUUUAGCCACAACUGUACUUUGUCGAAUUUUUAUUUUUUUUACUCUCAAGUUGAGAAACGACAUCUGCACCCUUAUGCUAAUUAUAAUUUUCAAGGGUUACUGAGUGACGAUGACAAAAUGUUGAGCAGCUAAAAUCUUGUUCUUAGCAAGAAUGAACAACGUCUUCUCCUGCAAAACUUCAGCUAUUAGUAUAAUCAGUUCACAAAUAAUAAAAACGUGUAAUGAAAUGUAAUUAAAUUUUUUUUAUUGACCCUAUAUAUAUAUAUAUAUAUAUAUAUAUAUAUAUAUAUAUAUAUAUAUAUAUAUAUAUAUUAUAUUAUAUUAUAUUAUAUAUAAAUUCUAAAGCAAUGGUGGUCAGUGAAACACUGAAAGAUCAUCUACUCUGUAAAUUUUUUUUUUAAUAAGGUUCACACGUCAACACGUUUUUUUUGUUGCUGUUUAAACUGUUUUCAUCACCUGGAGAUUGUACAGAGACACGCAAUGUAACAUUGUUAUCUCCUCCUUUUCAACAUUUCACAUCUCUGGUCUUUACUCAUGAAUAUGUUGUUCAUUUUAUCAUGUUUGAUUUCAUUCCCAGGUUGAAGGAAUAAAUAAUGCAUUAAAAGAA
Messenger RNA from Cololabis saira (Pacific saury), 2048 nucleotides. RefSeq names its product tubulin polymerization-promoting protein family member 2 (gene tppp2). The transcript has 4 exons. The coding region runs from base 174 to 710 and encodes 178 amino acids. The record is from RefSeq and is a predicted model, not a curated record. Gene Ontology annotation, biological process: positive regulation of protein polymerization; microtubule polymerization; microtubule bundle formation. NCBI's taxonomy places the organism in Eukaryota, Metazoa, Chordata, Actinopteri, Beloniformes, Belonidae. Gene Ontology annotation, molecular function: heme binding; tubulin binding; electron transfer activity. Gene Ontology annotation, cellular component: microtubule.